Symbiodinium natans is the source of this 981-nucleotide messenger RNA. The record is from the annotation of a GenBank genome assembly. NCBI's taxonomy places the organism in Eukaryota, Dinophyceae, Suessiales, Symbiodiniaceae.
AUGGUGUUUGCCGACAUUUUCGGCGGCGGGCUGCUGAGGGUGCUCAACAGUGCGCACACAUCCAUCCGUAAACCUGCCCGAAGACGGGGCACCGCGUGCCGUGCAAACAGAAAGGUUGCAGAGGCUGUGGCAUUGCUGUUGCGCGCAUCCCCGACUGACGUCGGGACCCUGGCAUCGUUCUCGGCUGGCGCUUCUCACACUUGUGCCUUGCAGGCAGAUGGACGCCCUGUUUGCUUUGGACCCAUUGAUGGCGCGGACAAAGCGCCAAACUCGACCUGUCUUUCCAUAUCUUCAGGCCAUUACCAUGCCUGUGCCGUAACAUCUGAGCUGCUGCUAUAUUGCUUCGGUGAGAACUGGGCAGGACAGUGUGAGGUGCCCGCAGGUUUGGGACCAGUGCUGACUGCCUCUGGAGGCCUCCACCAUACAUGCGCGGUGAAGGUGGAUGGCCAGUUGGUUUGCUUCGGAGGUAAUGAGAGAGGCGAGUGCAAUGUGCCCCCCGAUCUGCACUCAGUUGGGACCGUUUCUGCUGGUGGCCAGCACACCUGCGCGCUGAAGACUGAUGGCCGGCUUGUUUGCUUUGGUUCCAACAACGUUGGCCAGUGCGAUGUUCCAGCAGACAUCGGGCCGGUUCUGGCGGUCUCCGCGGGCAACCACCACACAUGUGCCAUCAAUGUCGGUGGCCACCUGGUGUGUUUCGGAUGGAACAGCCGCGGCCAGUGCGACGUGCCGGAGGACCUGCAGGCCGUCGUGGCCGUAUCCGCAGGUGCUGUUCACACCUGUGCUGUGAGGUCCGAUGGGCAGCUGCUGUGUUUCGGAGCGAAUCAUGCGGGCCAGUGCGACGUUCCGGCAGAUUUGGGGCCCGUCGUCGCAGUUUCCGCAGGAAGCGCCCACACCUGCGUGUUGAGGAGAGAUGGCAGAUUGGUAUGCUUCGGGUUGAACCAGACGGGCCAGUGCAAUGUUGGUGGACCCAAAACUCCGUAG